AUGCAUAAACGGAUGUAUUGCACUGUAUGUUUGAGAGUAAACAUAGCCGAGUCUGGCGAGAGACCAGGACGGAAGCAAACAGCGGACGCCGCGGCGCCGCGCGCGCACCGGCCGCUCCUCAGACAGAGCAACACGCCCGGCUCGCCCGCAGAGACGUCACAAGGAAACCGCGGUGCCGCGCGCCGGCCGCUCCUCAGACAGAGCAACACGCCCGGCUCGCCCGCAGAGACGUCACAAGGAAUCCGCGGUGCCGCGCGCCGGCCGCUCCUCAGACAGAGCAACACGCCCGGCUCGCCCGCAGAGACGUCACAAGGAAACCGCGGUGCCGCGCGCCGGCCGCUCCUCAGACAGAGCAACACGCCCGGCUCGCCCGCAGAGACGUCACAAGGAAACCGCGGUGCCGCGCGCCGGCCGCUCCUCAGACAGAGCAACACGCCCGGCUCGCCCGCAGAGACGUCACAAGGAAACCGCGGUGCCGCGCGCCGGCCGCUCCUCAGACAGAGCAACACGCCCGGCUCGCCCGCAGAGACGUCACAAGGAAUCCGCGGUGCCGCGCGCCGGCCGCUCCUCAGACAGAGCAACACGCCCGGCUCGCCCGCAGAGACGUCACAAGGAAACCGCGGUGCCGCGCGCCGGCCGCUCCUCAGACAGAGCAACACGCCCGGCUCGCCCGCAGAGACGUCACAAGGAAACCGCGGUGCCGCGCGCCGGCCGCUCCUCAGACAGAGCAACACGCCCGGCUCGCCCGCAGAGACGUCACAAGGAAACCGCGGUGCCGCGCGCCGGCCGCUCCUCAGACAGAGCAACACGCCCGGCUCGCCCGCAGAGACGUCACAAGGAAACCGCGGUGCCGCGCGCCGGCCGCUCCUCAGACAGAGCAACACGCCCGGCUCGCCCGCAGAGACGUCACAAGGAAUCCGCGGUGCCGCGGCGCCGCCACGACGCUAA
This is a messenger RNA of Maniola jurtina (meadow brown), 948 nucleotides long. Its product is annotated as translation initiation factor IF-2-like. The transcript is spliced from 2 exons. The record is from RefSeq and is a predicted model, not a curated record. NCBI's taxonomy places the organism in Eukaryota, Metazoa, Arthropoda, Insecta, Lepidoptera, Nymphalidae. Bases 1 to 948 code for a protein of 315 amino acids.